This is a messenger RNA of Pecten maximus, 1367 nucleotides long. RefSeq names its product 39S ribosomal protein L20, mitochondrial-like. Gene Ontology annotation, biological process: translation; ribosomal large subunit assembly. Gene Ontology annotation, molecular function: structural constituent of ribosome; rRNA binding. The record is from RefSeq and is a predicted model, not a curated record. The coding region runs from base 74 to 535 and encodes 153 amino acids. Gene Ontology annotation, cellular component: ribosome. Lineage: Eukaryota; Metazoa; Mollusca; Bivalvia; Pectinida; Pectinidae. The transcript is spliced from 5 exons.
AUGUUUUGUAGUGUGAUUAUCAAAAGCAUGGCCGCUGUCAUUUGACUUUUAACACGGUUAUCAAGUUUUAAUCAUGGUUUUUCUGACACCAUUGAAUCUCAUCAGGUCAAGAGGUCCGGAUAAAGGAUGGAGAAAAAGGAUGUAUUUAAGGAUGUCAUGGAGUUACUAUGGAAGGAAGAGGCAAUGUUUUUCCAUUGCUGUACGGUCUGUGAGGAAAGCCAUGAUGUAUUCAACAAACGCAAGAUAUGAAAAAAGAAAAACAAUGAGCAAACUAUGGAGGCUGAGGAUAGGAGCUGCAUGUACAGAACAUAACCUUGAUUACUACACCUUUAUGACAACAUUGGCUGAGUCCAAUAUAGCACUCAACAGAAAAGUAUUAGCAGACCUUGCCAUUUACGAACCUAGGACAUUUCAGAGUCUCACAGUUUAUGUAAAACAAAGACUAGAAGAAAUGGGAUUAGAAGAUGCUGUGAAGCCUCCACCAAAAGGUGUAAUGACGCGGGCCAUGCUGAAGGUCCCAACAUUUAGUACCUAGCUAGUAUCUCGUAGUGUGUCUGUGUUAAUAACAAUGAAAACAAUUAUGUUGAAAAUGUUACAUGAUCAUUGAGAAUGUGUGAAAUGCAGCAUGAUCAUCUCAACUUCAGGAACUAAAUACCAUACAGCAUCUGGUCCACACCGCUAACAGUCAGGAUAUUAGUAGUUCCAAUUUUAAUAUGUUCUGGUUAAUAUUAGAAGGCCCCAUUGUAUCAUCAUCUUCCUAUGAUUAUGGGAAAAUAUAAAAAAAAAAACAAGAUACAUUGUAGCACCAUUCAUUUGUGUUUUGUAUGGAUUAACCUCUAUAAUAUAACCUUUAACAAAAAAUAAGCUGUAUCUGAGAAAGAUGGUAGUUCAUUUUCAUUAUCAUGUACAAUUUGAAUUGAAUUGUUUUGUGAAUGAAUUUAGAUAUGAAAUAUAUUGCCAAAUGAAAAUGCGAUGAGAGUGACAUUUAAAUGUCAGUGUAUUCCCUGAAACUGUUGAGGGAAAUUUGAUUUGUUUUAUCACUACAUUAUCAUUUCUGUAUUGGCACAGAUUCAGACUUGUCAGAUUGUUACAGAUCACAUCAUGUGGUGUUUUGAGAUAUGUACAACAAGACAAGAAUAUUGAACAUAAAAUGUACAUCCUAAUUAUUUUCAUUUUGAGGUAAAAUAUAGAAGAUUUUGUAUGAACGAGAGGGACAUCCAUUGUAUGUCUAUGUUAGUGUUAAUGUGAUGUAUGUUAUGAUGUUAUAUAUAAAUUAGAUAUAUAUAUAUCAUGAUGAUAGGACUCCUAACAGGAGUAUUGUGUCUGUGUGAGAUGUAUGUAACAAUUAAAUUAAUACUUGUGUGAUA